This is a messenger RNA of Fulvia fulva, 318 nucleotides long. RefSeq lists its product as uncharacterized. The coding region runs from base 1 to 318 and encodes 105 amino acids. The record is from RefSeq and is a predicted model, not a curated record. The transcript has a single exon. Lineage: Eukaryota; Fungi; Ascomycota; Dothideomycetes; Mycosphaerellales; Mycosphaerellaceae.
AUGACAUCCCUCCUCAAGAAACUCUCAAUCCGUAAAUCCCCAAAGGACAAUAAACAGCACGGCACACCUGAGAUUACGGACCAAUACGACGACGACGACGAUGAGCGGUACGAACAACAGUAUCAGAAGUCGGUCGAGGCACAGAAGGCUAGUGGCGGUGGUGAGAGUCAGCGACCAAGUCUAUUGAAUGUUGGAGGUCCGGGCAAUGCUGGACGGCAUCCGAGUAAGCAUGGGUUAGGCGAUAUUCCUGUCCCAGAGCCGAGGCUGGAGAGGAAUUUGGCGCUGGAUGAGAGGGUUAGUGGGGAGAGGAAGAGGUAG